AUGCUCCCGUCCUCGUCCAGAAGCUCGCCGUUCUCACCCUGGUCGUCCAUGGAGCAGUCGGACUCGGAAGCGUUGGACAUUAGCGCCAAGGUGCAGCUGCACGGCGUCCUGUGGAAGAGACCUUUUGGACGACCCUCGGCCAAGUGGUCGCGCAGAUUCUUCGUGAUCAAAGACAGUUUUUUGCUGUACUAUGCCGAGAGUGAGAAGAGAAGCUUUGAGAGCAGCAGGAUGUUCAACAUCCACCCCAAGGGAGUCAUUCCUCUGGGAGGAUGUGUGGUGUCUGCCACCGAGGACAUGGGCAUGCCCUUCGGCCUCGUCAUCAGCCUGGAAGACUUCUCGGGCACAAUUGUGAUGGCUGCCGAGUCUGAGGAGGAGCAGCUGCAUUGGCUGGAGAUGCUGCAGGAGUCUGGAAAAGUCACGUGGAAGAACGCCCAGCUGGGGGAGGCCAUGAUUGAAAGUCUGGAAGCUCAAGGGCUCCAGCUGGCCAAGGAGAAGCAGGAGUACUUGGAUAAGCUGAUGGAGGAGACAGAAGAGCUCACCCACCAGCGAGCGCAAAGAGAAGAGCUGGAGCGUCUCAAUCAGGUUCUGGAGGAGGAGAAGAUGAAGUACGAGGAAGUCGUGCAGGAGCUCAAGGCCGAGCAGGAGCAAAUCAAACUCGACUUGGACGACACGGCUCAGUCUCUGCGUGGCGUGGAGACCGAAAAGGAGGAGCUAAGCGGUUUGACGGUCAUGCUGCAGAAGUCCAUCGAGCAACUCUCCCAGGAGAAGAGGAGAACUCUGGAGCUGCUGGAGGCCAAAGAGGGUGAAGAGGAGGAAGAGGAGAAGGCAGAAGAUGAAGAUGUGGUGGAGAGCCGGAAGGACCUUGGAAACCAGGACCUUCUGCAGGAUCUGCACCACAUCGAGGAACAGAUGAAGCUGCUUCUGAAGGAGAAGGAACAGGCAGACGACAAGCUGCGAGAGAACCAGCAGCGGGCCGAAGUCCUGCAACAGGAGCGAGAGUUCUACUCGUCGCAGGCCAAAACGCUGCAACAGUCGCUUUCUCAGCUCACCGCAGACAAGCGGCAGACGGAGGCUGAGUUGCAGGCGGAAAUGGAGUCUCGCAUGGAGUUGGAGAAGAGGCUGAAGCAGGCCGAGGAGGCCUUGCAAGACCUGGAGAAAGGCCUGGACUCUCUUGAUCGCACCAGUGAGCGAGACCAGAGGAUGAGGGGCGACGUCACUCAGCUGAGGAGGUUCUUCGAGGAGUGCAUCUGCGCGGCCGAGAUUGAAGCCAAGCUGCCGGCCAUCAUGAAAAACGCAGUCUACCUCCACAAGGCGGCGGCGCGCAGGAUCAAAAGUUGCCGGGUCCAGAGGAGAGCCUCCAGACGACACUGGUUAAAACACUCCAAGUCGUUCGCCACAGCAAGCCUAGACGGCGGCGUGGGUAGCAGCAUGGAGGAGCUAAGGGAGACAGCGCGCCGCCUCACCACCGAUAGCAGCUUUCGGGAGAGCGUCUACAAAAUCAUAGCGCGUAAGGAUGUCUCCACCAGCUUCGACCAAGACUGA
Nerophis lumbriciformis (worm pipefish) is the source of this 1542-nucleotide messenger RNA. Lineage: Eukaryota; Metazoa; Chordata; Actinopteri; Syngnathiformes; Syngnathidae. The record is from RefSeq and is a predicted model, not a curated record.